AUUGGUUAAAAUACUAGGGCAUCUUUGACAGCCAAGGUGGUGUGUUUUUUGAUGAGGAUGUGUCCAGGCAGGAACAAGCAGUUUUUUCUAAACUGUGUUCACCAGGUGAUUCUGGGCGAUCCAGAGCAAAUCCGGAUUUUUUUGAAAAUCCGGACCUUUUCGUCAGAGUACUGUAGCUAGCUAGUAUGACUGUAGCGGUAGCUAUACCAUAGCAAGUGGCAAUCGAAGAACCUGUGUUGAGUGCCUUGUUGAUGGCAGCUGAGCUUGUAUACGAUACUACCAUAUCACAGAGACAGAGAUGACGAUUGACGAUAAGGCGUUGCUUGGUGUGAGUAUCCACUACCUCCAGACGUCCUUCUUGGAGGAAGUCACCAGUACAGAGCCAUUGAGUCGAAACUCUUCAAUCCACCAAAUCGAGGACCUUGAGAGCCAUGAAGGAGGUGUUAUUCGGCGAAAAGGAGCCGAUAGGGUUUGUCCUAUUGACGGAAAGACCGGUGCGGCCUACGUUCACUGCCUGCAGGGAAAAGAUAGUGUUGGGACUGCCGACUACAUGUUGAGCUAUUCACGGAGCUACACCAUUGGAGAUAUUGUGGACUCCCUGGUGGAUUUCUGUGCCAGAAAUCAAAUGGACCCAAAAAGAGUCUAUGUAUGGAUCUGCUGCCUUUGCAUCAACCAGCAUCGAGUGGCAGCCCAAAAACUACACUCGGGGAUGCUCCAAAGCACGCCCAUUGAUUUUCUGGGAGAGUUCCAAGGACGGGUGACAUCCAUUGGACACUUGCUUCCCCUGAUGCAGCCAUGGGAUAGGCCACAGUACAUUCAACGAACCUGGUGCAUUUUUGAGCUCUUCACCGCCCACCUGCAAGGAUGCGACGUGACAAUCGUGAUGCCACCAAGAGAAGCAUUGGCGUUGGAACAAGCAUUGUUUGGAGGAGAGGGAGAAAUCAUGAAUGUAGUGUAUGACGCACUCGCAAAGACAAGAGUAGAGGAUGCCCAAGCUUCCGUGGAGACUGAUCGACUUGCAAUACUAGAACUCAUUCAAAAAGGGCCAGGAUUUGCGGCAGUAAACCGCAAGGUCAACCAAUUGAUCCGGCUUUGGGUGCGUCAGAACAUAUCGGAGAUUGUCGACAAGAGUGAAGACAUCAGUGCCAGAAGAGGCGAUUUCCUAGCGUUUGCCAAGCGGUGCGAUCAAGCCUGCGAACUGUAUUUGGCAGCUGGGGAAUACCACUUGGCGCAAGAGGUUGCCGAGAAGGCACUCUCAAUUCAGAAUCGUCACGGUCCAAUGGAUCUCAUAACAAAGGCAAGAUAUUACCACAGCGUUGGAAAAGCAUUGAACUUCCAGGGAGACUAUGAUGGAGCCUUGGCAAACUAUCAAACAACCCUGCAAUUACGGCAAUCGGCUCUUCCUCCUCAUGAUCCUGAAAUUGCAACUGCUCACAACUUUAUCGGGGCCGUUCUGAGAUCCAAAGCAUACUACGAGGAAGCACUAGUGGAGUGUCGAAAGGCUCUGGCAAUUCGUGAGAUGGUUCUUGGGGAGGAGCACACCGAUACUGCUUACAGUUACUACUGCAUUGGAAACAUUCUAGCAGCGAAGAACGAAUACCAGGAGGCGCUUACCAUGCUGAGGAAAGGGUUGGCCAUACGGGAGCGCUUGUUGGGGGACAAUCCACAAACUGCAAGGUCACAUACCAACCUAGCCGAAGUGCUGCUCAAUAUGGGGGACUGUAAAGCCGCUGUGGUCCAGCAUGAAGCAGCAUUAAAUAUGCGGUUGGCCUUGCUGGGGCGAAGCCACCCCGACACUGCCUGGUCUUUCUAUUGCAUUGGAAAAGCUCUGGCUUCAACCGGGAACUACAAAGUUGGUCUGGAGAAUCUAACGAUGGCGCUUGCGAUUGACCAGACUGUUUUGGGUCUGGACCACCCUGAUAUUGCGACAAUUCAAAUUGAACUUGGAAAUGUUCUUGUUUGCGCGGAAGACUACGACGGGGCUUUGCCUGAGUACAAGGCAGCCCUUGAAAUACAUGAGUCAUCACUUGGAAGGAGUCAUCCUGAUUCGGCCAAAGUGCGGGGGUUAAUCGAUGAGGUCGCUGCGAAGAUUCAGCACAAGGGCCAUGUCACAUGAUGCCCUGGUCUCCACUGUACCAUACGGUUUCUGUUCAGCGAACGAGAAGACCAUAGAAACGCAAUGAUUGUACAACCAGGGAAGCGAUCCUCUUUGCUACACAGCGCACCGGGUUUCAAUAUGUUGGCGCUAGCUAGUUUGCUACCGCUGAUCGAGAUGCAGGGUUUGCAACAAGCAACUUUUGGUCAAGUUCUGCGAGUUUCUUGCUCAGAUCUAUAUCAAUAUCUAUAGUCAACCUUUUAUUUU
This is a messenger RNA of Seminavis robusta, 2362 nucleotides long. Lineage: Eukaryota; Bacillariophyta; Bacillariophyceae; Naviculales; Naviculaceae. The record is from the annotation of a GenBank genome assembly.